Physella acuta is the source of this 677-nucleotide messenger RNA. Its product is annotated as epithelial membrane protein 1-like. Gene Ontology annotation, cellular component: plasma membrane. The record is from RefSeq and is a predicted model, not a curated record. NCBI's taxonomy places the organism in Eukaryota, Metazoa, Mollusca, Gastropoda, Physidae.
CUUAUCGCCAGGCUUACACUGCCGUGGGUCACACAAACACACAACGCUCUAGCCUCGUUCUAUGUCUGAGAGCUGGUUGACAUCACUCUUCUUAUCACGAUAGAUAAAUGAAAAUUCACAUUUAAUCUGAGACCAAUGGCGUUAAGUGGCCAAGCGGGUGUUUUUGCUGUUGCUGUACUGUGUGCUGCUGGUGUUGGUGUGGUGCUGCACAUCGUUGGCCUGGCAACGCCAGAGUGGACCAACUUGCCGAACAUACCGUUAUUCGGAUCCCGAAGUUACGGGCUGUGGCAAUUAUGUGCCGGUGGAAACUGUGUAGACUAUCCUACUAAAGCUGACAGCCUUGCGGCGUGCGAGGCCUUCGCCAUCCUAGGCAUGCUAGCAGGCUGUGUUGCUGUUGUGUUCGCCAUUCUUCAACUUGUUUUCAAAAUCAACGGGAAACCCCAGAACUCUAAAUUUAAUCUGGCCAUCAUUGGUGGAUGUUUUUCUGCUUUUGUUUGUAUUUUGAUAACAGUAGCCGUCUGGGGUGGAGAAAUUCAUGAGCCAAUGACAGCGGGCAACGCAGAGAUCGGAUACUCGUUUAUACUUAGCAUCGUUGGUGGCUGUCUGUUGGCUAUUGCUGGUGGUCUUGAAUGCGCCCUACUCAAUAGUCAAUAAAACACACACAUACAUACACACAC